AUGGGCAGGUCUGUCAGGAAAGCCGACUUUCUAUCCUUGGAUGAGAUGCACCCUUACGGUGUCCUUCCUGGUGGGAAUCGGUUCUUCGGUGCUUCGAAUAUUCGAUCAGAGGAAGUUUUCGCAGAUACCAUAUGGCAGCAGAUUUUAUCAUUUUUUGAUGCCAAAAUGUUGGGCAGCAUAGUACAAUCAUCACAUUACUUCUAUGUCGCUGGUCACCAGCCAGAACUUUGGCGCGAUCUGGUUCUACGACAGUGUUUCAAGGAAAAGAAAACGAUACGAGCAGUUCGACCGUCAUGGAGAGAUACCUACUUGGCUCUGUUUGUGAAAGACUCUGGAAAGGACCAUUCACCGAUACCAGUAUCGGGCGUGUAUUCUGAUGAAUACUAUCGGACACACUUGUGUCGAUCAUUUGCAAUUCCAUCGGCGUGGUGUAAUGAUUCAGAAUCUUCGUCGCCUAGCUCUCCGAAUGAAGUGCCACGAGUUGCAGUCGAAGAUAUAUCACCUGAGCAGUUCUUUGAGGAGUACGAAAUGAAGAAUAUGCCUGUUAUUAUCGAAGGUGCUGCAAAAGGAAUGGCUCUGAACAAAUGGCGCAAGUCUGAUUAUCUCCAACAGAAUGUCGACGAAUCUACGACCUUUCGAGCCACCAGUGGAGCAGCACCUCUGCCAGCUACAUUUGAACUGAAAGCGUACGAGGAAUACGGAAAAUUUUCGUAUUUGGAAGAAUCCCCGCUUUAUCUUUUCGAUCGAACUGCCUUUGCUUCCAAUAACCAGUGGUCAAACGACUUUUUCCCAGAAUUCUACGAGAAAUGCCCGUUUUGGGAUCCCGCUGCGAGCCAUGGUCAUGAUUUGCUGCAGCAUUUGGGAGCAGAGAGGAGACCAGAUCAUACAUGGAUGAUCAUGGGACCCAAGCGAAGUGGAUCUGUCUUUCAUUUGGACCCAAACUGUACUCAUGCUUGGAAUGCUUGCAUCGAAGGGCGCAAGCGUUGGAUCUUUUAUCCACCUGGGGUCAACCCACCCGGUAUAUUUCCUUCAGAAGAUGGUGAUGAGGUUGCACUGCCUUUGUCUGUUGGCGAAUGGCUCAUGCAGUACUGGGAAGAGCACACGAAGCAAUAUCGCUCGAGGCCUCCACACGAGCGUCCAAUGGAGUGCACAGUAGGUCCAGGGGAUGUUAUUUUUGUACCACAUGGAUGGUGGCACAGUGUCAUCAAUCUAGAUGACCGCAAUAUUGCCAUCACCCACAACUACGUCAGUCCGAGUAACCUGGGCAACGUGCUGAAAUUCUUCACAGCCAAACAAGAUCAAAUUAGUGGUUGCCGAGACAGAAAAGAGAGUGUGAAACCCGAGCAUCUCUAUGACGAGCUCGUCAACGCACUCAAAGAGAAGGAACCGAAGCACCUAGAAAAGGCAUUAGAACAAAAGGAUUGGACCUGUCGCACUUGGAAAGACGAGCCAGCAAAAAGUGCGGAAACUCUUGAUUGUAACCAUAUUUCUGGCAAGCGAAAACACGAAGCCAUCACGUCCACUGCCGAACCCAAGAGUGUCAUGGCAAAAACAGAAAAGAUCGAAGCCUUCUCAUUUUCUUUCCUGUGA
Molecule: messenger RNA, 1590 nt
Organism: Cylindrotheca closterium
Lineage: Eukaryota; Bacillariophyta; Bacillariophyceae; Bacillariales; Bacillariaceae
Source: the annotation of a GenBank genome assembly